Polyodon spathula (Mississippi paddlefish) is the source of this 832-nucleotide messenger RNA. RefSeq names its product ras-related protein Rab-17-like. The record is from RefSeq and is a predicted model, not a curated record. Gene Ontology annotation, cellular component: endosome. The coding region runs from base 326 to 832 and encodes 168 amino acids. Lineage: Eukaryota; Metazoa; Chordata; Actinopteri; Acipenseriformes; Polyodontidae. Gene Ontology annotation, molecular function: GTP binding; GTPase activity. The transcript is spliced from 4 exons.
UUUUACUUUUAUUUUCAGUUUUGUCGUUUGUGAGGAAGCUGGAUUUUUACGUGUCUCUCUGUACUAUGGAUUUUUUUCUUUCUCCCAUUUACUACUUCUAGAUGACUUGCCGGGGGAAUCUGUUGCAACUCUACUUAAGGGAUCAGUCUAAACUUCUCAGUACACAAUACUUUCACCAGCCUCUAAACCAGCUUAAUCCAGCAGUGCCCAUCUGGAUUCAGACAUGGAGAUCCAGAACAGUAGUUGGGAGUAAGAGUCUUGGUGUUCCACCCCUGUGUUACCCACUGGAAGAGCAUUGUAACCCUCGUAGCCCUUUUCCUUGGCUAUGUCAAGUAAGAGAAUUAGCAAACGAGGGAGGGCGGCCUCAGGGAAUGUGCAGCUUGAGAGGAAGACCCAGAAGGCCAAGAUGGUUCUGUUGGGAAGCAGUGGAGUUGGGAAGUCCAGCCUGGCUCUUCGCUUCACUAGGGAUGAGUUCAAGAGCACCGUACCCACCGUGGGAUGUGCCUACCUGACCCAGAUGGUGUGUUUACAUGAGAGCACCUUGAGGUUUGAGAUAUGGGACACCGCUGGUCAGGAGAAGUACCACAGUGUCACCCCGCUGUACUACCGGGGGGCAAACACAGCCCUCGUGGUGUACGACAUCACCAACAGGGACACUUUUGUCCGAGCUCAGUGCUGGUUGCAGGAGUUGGAGAGACAGUAUAUUGCAGGAGAGACAGUGGUUGCCCUGGUGGGGAAUAAAGCAGAUCUCUCAGAUUUACGCCAGGUGGAGCAGCAGGUAUGUUUGUGCCAACCUCCAGUACCUGCUGCAUGCUUCUUUGAGUACUUCUGA